Messenger RNA from Asterias rubens (European starfish), 5652 nucleotides. RefSeq names its product DNA polymerase alpha catalytic subunit-like. Gene Ontology annotation, cellular component: alpha DNA polymerase:primase complex. The coding region runs from base 28 to 4566 and encodes 1512 amino acids. Gene Ontology annotation, biological process: DNA replication; mitotic DNA replication initiation; leading strand elongation. Lineage: Eukaryota; Metazoa; Echinodermata; Asteroidea; Forcipulatida; Asteriidae. Gene Ontology annotation, molecular function: DNA replication origin binding; purine nucleotide binding; DNA-directed DNA polymerase activity. The record is from RefSeq and is a predicted model, not a curated record. The transcript has 38 exons.
UUUGAUGAUUCGAAGUGGAGCGAAAAAAUGGCACCGACUUCUGACGAUCCAGACAAGGUUCCUGAAGAUGAUCUGUCAAGCAGCUUGGCUCAGAGACGUGGAAAGCGAGCGGUAAGCAGCAAGAAGAACAGUCGACUUGCAGCGUUGGAACGACUCAAAGAGGCAAAGAAAGGAACAGGAUCCAAAAGCAGAUUUGAGUCGGACGACCUUCAGAAUGUGUACGAUGAAGUGGAUGAAGACGAAUACUCAAGAAUGGUCCGGGAUCGUCAAGACGAUGACUGGAUUGUUGACGAUGAUGGAGGAGGAUACGUGGAAGAUGGACGAGAAAUAUUUGACGAUGAUCUUUAUGGAGAGGAAGGACAGAAAACAGCAAAAGGUAAAAAGGACACCAAAGCCGCCAGUGAAAAAGAAUCAAAGAAACUGAAUGUGAAGAAGCCGUCCGUUUCAAAGUCACAUGACAUCAAGUCCAUGUUCAAGAUGGGAGCGUCGAAACAGCGUAAACCUGAGAAGGAUGCCAGCAUCGCUGACGAUGAACUUCUUGGAGACAUUCUGAAUGAUCUGCAUAGUGAUAAACCAGCAAUCAAACCUAUGCCCAUCAAAAAGAAAAUGAAAACGCCAACAUCUGGGAUGUCCUCAACGAGUCGUAAUCCUUUCUCCAAAACCCCCACACGUCCACGCCCCUCUCCAUCGCAACCUCGAAAUAUGGGCUACGACGCAACUCCGCCAACCGCUAUACAUAAACAGCGCCCUCCUGUGAGAAAAAUGGUGGUCAAACGGGAGCCGGAGGAGGAUUAUGUGGAACCAGCCAAGAAGGUGAAAAGGUCGGAGGUGGUUGUCAAGGAGGAACCUAUGGAAGAGAUCGAGGAAUAUUCAGAAGUGUCACAUGAUCAAAACCAUGGUUUCGAAAAUGUGGAUUUUGACAACGAAAUAGAUGAGUUUGAUUCGGAAGACGUGAAAGAACCAGUGAAAGUAGAGCAGGCAGUCAAAAAGGAAGCCCAAGUUAGCCAGCCCCAGCCAAUGAAGAAAGCCUACGUUCAUCCUGACGCCUGCUCCAGCACUGGCUGGGAGACCAUUCGAGAAGAGGCAGAAGACAACAAGGAUGCGGUUGCCAUGGAUAUACAGGUCAACAGUGCAUCGUUACCGAUGACAACCAAUGAAGCAGGGGACCAGGUGUUGAGGUUCUUUUGGUUGGAUGCUUACGAGGAUCCCUAUAAACAACCUGGGACUGUGUAUCUGUUUGGACGUGUAUGGAUUGAAUCAGCCAAGAUCUACGUCAGCUGCUGCCUCACGGUCAAGAAUCUUGAGAGAGUUAUUUACUUGUUGCCCAGAGAAACGGCUGUAGACAUAAAGACAAAACAAAACACCGGGCAGGAAGUCACCAUGACAGACGUCUAUCAUGAAUUUGAUGAUCUCACCAACAAGUACAAAAUCAUGAGAUACAGGUCAAAGAAAGUGACCAAGCAGUACUGCUUUGAGAAGGAAGGGGUACCAGCCGAAUCAGAGUACCUGGAAGUUAGAUACGCGGCUGAUCUUCCACAGCUUCCCAGCGAUCUAGAAGGAAGUACAUUUAGUCGUGUAUUUGGUACAAACACCUCAAGCUUGGAGCAGUUACUCAUGGAGAGAAAGAUCAAGGGUCCAAGCUGGCUGGACAUCCAAAUGCCUCAGGUUCCAAACCAGCCAAUAAGUUGGUGCAAAGUUGAAGCGGUCGUCAACAAGCAAGACCACAUCACCGUCGUGAAGGACAUAACCCCUCCUCCCUUGGUUGUCAUGACGAUAAGUCUACGCACUAUUCUCAAUCAGAAGACCCAUCAGAAUGAGGUGAUUGCCAUUGCUGCCCUCAUACACCACAAGUUCCCAAUGGACAAAGCUCCACCCAAACCUCCAUUCCAGCAACAUCUAUGUGCCAUCUCUAAGCCGAGUGAUUGUGUGUUUCCCUUUGACAUUAAAGAUGCCCUCGGUAAACAGAAAUCCAAAGUUGAGAUCAUGGCAACUGAGCGAGCACUGCUUGGAUUCUUCCUGGCCAAAGUGCAUAAGAUCGACCCCGACAUCAUAGUGGGACAUGACAUCUUUGGUUUUGACUUGGAUGUCCUGCUACACAGGAUCAAUGCUAACAAAGUUCCACACUGGUCUCGGAUUGGACGACUAAAGAGAUCCAUUAUGCCCAAAUUGACGGGCGGUUACGGAGGAAAGGGCGGCACCUUUGCCGAGAAGAAAUCAACAUGCGGUCGUAUCAUCUGCGAUAUCAAGAUCUCUGCCAAGGAGUUGAUGAGAUGUAAGAGCUACGACCUGACUGAGUUGACUAAGCAGGUCCUGAAGAGCGAGAGAACUCAGAUACCGUUUGAAGAAUUCAAAAAUAUGUACAGCACCUCUCGUCAGUUGAUGUAUUUCGUAGAGAAUACUUGGAUGGAUGCGUCGUACAUUCUAGGCAUCAUGUGUGAACUCAACGUCAUUCCUCUAUCCUUACAGAUCACCAAUAUCUGCGGUAAUAUCAUGUCGCGGACUCUGAUGGGAGGUAGAUCUGAGAGGAACGAGUAUCUGCUCCUUCACGCCUUCUUUGAGAAGAACUUUCUCUGUCCGGACAAAGAAUACAAGAAGAAAACUCCUCAAGCAAAUGCCCAUGAUGAUGAUGGAGACGAGAACCAGACUGAUAGGCAAACGACUACAAAGUCAAGACGGAAACCAGCCUAUACAGGAGGCUUAGUACUGGAGCCAAAACGAGGUUUUUAUGACAAGUAUAUUUUACUGCUGGACUUCAACAGUCUGUAUCCAUCAAUCAUACAGGAGUAUAACAUCUGCUUCACUACCAUCAAUAGAACACAGCCAGAAGAAACGACUGACGAGGAAUGGAUACCAGACGUUCCAGACAAGUCAGUGGAGUUCGGAAUCUUACCGACUGAGAUUCGUAGACUGGUUGAUAGACGUAAGCAGGUGAAGCAGCUUAUGAAACAAGCAGACCUCAAUCCUGAUCUCAAACUCCAGUAUGACAUUCGUCAAAAGGCUUUGAAGUUGACGGCUAAUAGUAUGUACGGUUGCCUAGGUUUCUCACACUCAAGAUUCUACGCCAAGCCCCUAGCCGCCCUGGUGACUGGCAAAGGAAGAGAGAUUCUUCUGCAAACAAAAGACCUUGUACAAAAGAUGAAUCUUGAUGUGAUCUACGGUGAUACAGAUUCCAUUAUGAUCAACACCAACACCAAUGAUCUGGACCAGGUCUACAAAGUGGGCAACAAGGUCAAGGUUGAAGUAAACAAGUUAUACCGCCUGCUGGAGAUUGACAUUGAUGGUGUCUUCCAGUCAAUGUUGCUUCUAAAGAAGAAGAAGUAUGCAGCACUAGCCGUUGAGCGUCACCCUGAUGGCAAAAUAACAACCAAGCAAGAAUUAAAGGGUCUGGACAUCGUCCGCAGAGAUUGGAGCGAGUUGGCAAAGGAGGCUGGAAACUAUGUGAUUGGUCAGAUCUUAUCAGCUGACCUGAGAGAAACCAUUGUGGAGAACAUCCAUUCCAAGCUGACGGAGGUCGGUGAGAAGGUCAUGAAGAAUGAAGUCCCUCUGGAGAUGUAUGAGAUUAACAAGAGUCUGACGAAAGCCCCCCAGGACUACCCCGAUAAGAAGAGCCUUCCUCAUGUGCACGUUGCUCUGUGGCUCAACAGCCAGGGAGGCAAGAAGGUUGGAGCUGGAGACACGGUGUCUUACAUCAUUUGUGAGGAUGGCUCUGUGUUGCCAGCCAGUCAGCGUGCAUACCACCCAGAUGAAGUCCAGAAGCAAGACCACCUGAAGAUUGACUACAAGUACUACCUAGCACACCAGGUUCACCCGGUCGUGUCGCGCCUCUGCGAUCCAAUCGAGGGCACGGACUCUGCCCGAAUCGCUGAAUGUCUUGGACUUGAUCCGGCCGGUUACCGUCAUGCAGUGCGCCAGCAUAAUGACGAGGCUGAUGCCAUGCUUGGAGGCGAUGCAGCCAUGGCGGACGACGAGAAAUACAAAGACGCUGAUCGCUUUAAGUUUAUCUGCCCACGCCCUGGAUGCGGUAAAGAGAAUAUUAUCGACAGCGUCUUCACUGGAGGGGACAAGCUGGUUCGGUGUGCGUUGGACGAGUGCGCAAACCCCGAGUGUAAGACAGUCUUGUCCAAUCACUGGAGACUCAUGAGUAAUCGACUCAACCUACUUAUCAGGGGAUAUAUACAGAGAUAUUAUGCGGGGUGGAUGGUGUGUGAGGAUACCUCGUGUGCACACAGGACUAGGAGAACCCCUCUGAAUCCCCAACGGCAGGGCUUCAUCUGCCCAGUGUGUCAAAGAGCCGUUCUGAAACCAGAGUACACGGACAAGUCCCUCUACUAUCAACUGUCCUUCUUCCAGUCCAUCUUCGACGUCGACAGAGCUAUCAAGAAACUGUCUGAGGGUGAGAAGGGUUUUGCCAGCGUUGCUGUGAGGGAUCAUCUAGAAAACUACGCCCGACUCAGGAACUUCUUAGACAAGAAACUAAAACAAAGCAAGUACUCCGAGGUGGAUUUGACUAGACUCUUCUCAGGGCUGACAACAAUGGUACUCGGGCAAUCCAUAAAGAAAGAAUGAGCUAGUCUCCAUACAAGCAGUUUGGGUGUGUAAUAUUUAAUUGUGUAUAGACUUUAUACCAUAAUGUCUACUACUUUGUUAUGGUCACUGAAUACUUUUUGCAUUGAAAAGAGACCAAACUCCUAUUGUGCCUGUUUUGGGUAUUAUUCCUUCUAGUAUAUCAUUAUGUCACUGAACAGAACGGACUGGUUGCUAAGCUCAAAUUUGAGGCAUUAGAAAUUUCAGACUCCUAUCUCGAGUUCAGACUUUGUUUAUGUCUGCAUGGAGAAGAAAAUCACUGCUAUUUUAAUGAAGUCACUGAACAGGACGUACUGGUCACAAAGCUUGGAAUUCAGGGAUUAGAAAUUUCUGACUUUUAUCUGGAGUUCAGGUUUUUUUUAGUCUGCAUGGUCAUGAAAAUUGCUGCUAUAUUUUUUCAGUGAUAAAGAAAUCGUAGUCUCUGGUUUACUUCUCUAGCACGGAGGGCACUGUUCCAAGCAGUUCUUGAAAUCUAUAACUCCAGUGGAUACAAAAAUGUGGAAACGUUUUCAAAAGUUGUCUGUUAAAUUAUAUAAAUCAAAUAUUUUAAGAGAACUUGGUUUUGGUAAUCUUAAAUAUUUUAUAACUUUCCUGGCGAAGUUCUAAUCUUAAUCUCCUAUUUCAAAAGUUGUCUAUGACAACUCCAGUGGCUACAAAAAUGUGGAAACGUUUUCAAAAGUUGUCUGUUAAAUUAUAUAAAUCAAAUAUUUUAAGAAAACGUGGUUUUGGUAAUCUUAAAUAUUUUAAAACUUUCCUGGCGAAGUUCUAAUCUUAAUCUCCUAUUUCGAAAGUUGUCUAUGAAAAUUAUAUCAAAUAAAAUAUUUUACUAAUAUCAACUAAAUAUGGCUGAAUCUUUCUACUGUCCUAUUACAAAAUAAUCUUAAAUGUAAACUAAAUUAUAGCUUGUAAAUGUACAAAGUUAUUAAAAAUGAAGAAAAAUAAGGAGAAUUUCCCAUGACACAGUUGUGACUCACUCUUGACUCCAGUUGUGAAUGUUUUUCCUAACAGGAAUGUUCUUGUUUAUCAAAUAUCUAAUCCACAAUUUGGAGAGUAGGUUUUUCUAAUAAA